GAAGGAAAUCCGCCUUGCGCGGGUAUUCAAGAGCGAACGUACGUCCCUCUCCCCCAAAACUGGAUUUAGGAUAUGGCAGGUUAGAGUCUCGUGGCCAGAUAGGCUGAAUAAGUAGGAAAAAAACACUGAAGAAUUAAAGUGGGGCGCGUGACACGGAGUGUGCCCCAUUACGGGUGGCAGUCUGAGCACUGAAUCAACAAACACCAAGGCCUGGAGAAACAUGUAUAGGGUACAGCCUCAACUUUGGAACCUUCAGUGAACUGACUUGUGUGGGGUUUGAGCAGCUGACAAGAAGAUUGUGGGGGCUAGGUGCACAGCCCAGAUAUUCUCUCAAACCGUGGCUACAGAAGAGGAGGAAAAAACACAUAUGGUGACGUCAGGCGCAUCGGAAGUCCCUGCGGCCGCGGUGUUGUGCUGUGGGGAAGAGAGAGACAGCUUUCGGAUCCCGGAGAGUGAUUUUCGCCUUUCCCAGGCCGGUAUCGUGCCGAGACCCCCAAGAAGGAGCCGUCGCCAUGUCUGACCAGGAAGCCAAGCCCUCUGCUGAGGAUUUGGGGGAAAAGAAAGAAGGAGAAUACAUUAAACUCAAAGUCAUUGGACAGGACAGCAGUGAAAUUCACUUCAAGGUGAAAAUGACAACACAUCUCAAGAAACUCAAAGAAUCAUACUGUCAGAGACAGGGUGUUCCGAUGAACUCACUCAGGUUUCUCUUUGAAGGUCAGAGAAUUGCUGAUAAUCAUACUCCAAAAGAGCUGGGCAUGGAGGAAGAAGAUGUGAUUGAAGUUUAUCAGGAACAGACAGGGGGUCAUUCAGCAGUCUAGAUCUUUUUUUUUUCCUUUUUCCCUUAAUCCUUUUUUAUUUUUAAACAAUAGUUCUUUUGUAAUGUGGUGUUUGACACUGAAUUGAAACUGACACCCUAUCUCUGGGAGUCUUACUUUCAAAGUCUGGUAUUUUGAAUUCUAGUGCUCAUUAUACACUAUCAUUUGUUUUCAUUGUGCUGAACUCUUGUGAUCAAGCCGCAGCCCCCUUCCUACUUCCCUACCAUCUUUUUUGAAAUAUGUGUAUGUACAUACAUGCCACAUUCACUAGGACUGUGCAUUGCAGGCUUGAAGGUGAUAAGAUCUGCCAGAGCGAGUGUUCUAAAUGACUUUCAUAGUGACCCUGAAGUUCUGGUGUGUCAUUGCUUCACUCCUGGACUAUAACUUUCAGUGGGCGAUGGAAGUUUUUCAGAGGACUGAACUGUGGAAAAAUGAUGUUUCCUUAAUUUGAAGCUACUUUUAAACAAAUCUGAUGGCCUGGACCAGAAGAGGAAUAUCAGGUUGGAAAUGGAGAUGAUAGAACAGGUUACAGUCAUGACUAACUCCAGAGGUGCUUCACUGAAGAGACAAACCAUUUUCCGAUUUUAAAUCUUGUCAGAAGAACCCAGAAAAGUUACUAAUUUUCCAUUAGCAAUUAAUAAAGGUAUUGAUGCAGAAAUGUAUGUAGCAGACCACUGCUAUCUUUUGACUUUAUUGUACUUUUUGGCCUGGGACAUGGGUUUUAAAUGGACAUUAUCUGUACCAGCUUCAUUAAAAUAAACAAAAUAUUUGUAAAAACUGUAUUAACGUUCGUUUCUUUGCAGAUUUGUAGAAAAACAAAAAACAAAUAUCCCAAACAAAUUAUUCUUAAAAAAAAAAAUCCUUACCUUCUGUCUUAGAAUCAGUACUGUGUAUUGUUUCCAAGGCAAAAGGCUGGGCAGUGGGGGUUAAGUGACUUGCCCAGGGUCGGUCACACAGCUAGUGUAGACACAGAAGUUUCUGAGGUCAGAUUUGAACCCAGGACCUCUUAUUCCUAGGCCUGGCUCUCAAAAUUCACUGAGUCACCUAGCUGCUCCCACUAAACAAGUUAUUCUUAACAGUAUAAUGUUAGUUUAUCCUAAGUCCAAAUGAUCAUUUUCCUCAGUACUGUUGUAAUUGUUAUCAUAUUAACUCUAAAGCAUCAGACUGUGAAAUUCCUUCUGAAUCUGCAUAAAAUUACUAAAUCGUGUCCAAUGUAGCUUUUGUGUUAAGUAUGUUAUUGUAUUCUGAUUUUUAAAAAAUUGGUAAUCUGUCUCUAUAGUAAUUUCUCAGCUAACCAGAAAUAGGACCUUUUCUAGUUCUAGAUAAAUGGGAGUUUACUGUAAAUAAUGAAUGAUGCUUCAAAGUCUUAUGUAAAUCCUUACCUCUAUAGUGAUAAUUUUAAUACUCUUUUUAACACAGAUUGUUCCCUUCUUGGCUAAGGUCUGCUAUACUUAUAGAUUGUAUACCUUUCUUGAAUUUUUUCCCCUCUAGUCAUUUAAAAGAUUGAUUCUUUGUAUAAAAUUAAAAAAAAAGAACCUUGUUUCAGAUUAGAGUGCUGUUUUCCUGUGAUCCAUUUAACACCAAAACAAAACUGUUUAUGACAUCUCAUUUCAUGUUGGGCUUGAUUCUAAGUCAUUCACCUUCCAGAUUUGGCAUGUAAAAAUCAGCUGAAUACACUUGAAAAGAACAAAUGGAUUUUUAUGUUUUGGGCAAUGUCUGAGCUUUAAAACAUUUCUGGUAUUAAAUAUGCAUUUCAUAAACUUAUCUCACAUAUCCUAAUAAACUCAGUUAAUUGGAAAAUAAA
Molecule: messenger RNA, 2619 nt
Organism: Monodelphis domestica (gray short-tailed opossum)
Lineage: Eukaryota; Metazoa; Chordata; Mammalia; Didelphimorphia; Didelphidae
Gene: SUMO1
Product: small ubiquitin like modifier 1
Molecular function (GO): protein binding
Source: RefSeq, a predicted model, not a curated record